AGGAAGCGAGGAGAGGGGGUGGCGUGCACCGCCGGGGCUAUUUGGGACCCUGAUUCCACUUGCCUGAGUGACAAGGAUUUUCCCUUUCGCUUCCCCACCGCCUCUAGGGGGAAGUUGAAGCGGAACAGAAGCAAAAAGAAAAGACGCCCUCAAACUGGGGCACUGAGAAGGUCCAAGGAGGGAGUCCUCCUUUUUCUUCGCAAAUCGCCCCCUCUUAUUUCGCCUCUUCCGAAAAAAGUUCUUCUUUCGGGGAGGGGGGUAAACCUCAGAGCUUUCUCCAGAGUUAGAGGUGCCCAAAGUACACGUGGCUAAGUGGCUCCAGCUCAGCGGGAGAGACAGGACAUUUAGCCCGUAGACUUAUAUGGUCUUGUGCUCAGCGUUCCGGGAGGCUUCAGGGAGGCAACGCUCGCGGUCGGCGCACCAUGUCUUUGGAGGAUCCGUUUUUCGUGGUGAAAGGAGAAGUCCAGAAAGCAGUCAAUACCGCACGGGGGCUUUAUCAGCGCUGGUGCCAACUGCUCCAGGAGACACAGUUGGUCAGCAAAGAAGAGUUUGACUGGACUACGAAUGAACUCCGCAACAGCUUGCGCAGCAUCGACUGGGACUUGGAGGACCUUGAGGAAACCAUUUGCAUUGUGGAGUCAAACCCACACAAGUUCAAAAUUGAGCCCAGCGAGGUUGCCGAUCGCCGUUCCUUUGUCACAGAAAUGCAGAAGUCAGUCAAGGAAAUGCAGGAUCACAUACUCAGUCCAGAGGCACAGACCUAUGUGGAGAGAAGAAACAGAGAGGUGCUGUUGGAGAGCAGGGACCGCUCUGGCUUUUUGGAUGUAGAGGAUCUGUCAAUGACUGAUUCACACACUCUGGAAGAGCAGCAGCUACACCAAAAGCUGAUCAUGGAGGAACAGGACGAGCAGCUGGAGCUGGUCUCUGGUAGCAUCCGAGUGCUGAAACACAUGUCUGGGCAGAUUGGAGAGGAGCUUGGUGAAGAGACUGUCAUGCUGGAAGACUUUGCCUGUGAGAUGGAUGGCACUCACAGCCGCAUGGACAGAGUGCUCAGAAAGAUGGCCAGAGUCUCCCAUGUGGCCAGCGACUCGCGCCAGUGGUGCAUCAUGGGCCUGUUGGCCAUCAUCGUGGUGGUGGUGACGGUGCUGCUGCUCGUCUUUGCUGCAUGAGCCAAAGGCGGGAUGGAUGUCGAGGAAGUGAAGCAAGCGCCAUCCCAGUCACAUGAAAAGCCUGGAGCCACCUUGGCCUUGUAUUCUGCGCAAGGGCAGCCUUGCUGGGCAGCAAGGAAACAGGGUCACUUCAGCGGAAGGGAGAGUGGAUUUCUAGCGAGGUAGUUCUUCCUUGCAUGCACUAACGGUUGUAGGCUGCAGAGCUGUGAGAAGGUCAGACUUGCUUUCCAGAGGUUAAUUGCCAAGGAAUCUGCAGAAUCUCCUUGUGCUCUAUGCAGUCUUCAAAAGUCAACGUUUGUGUGUCUGUGAAGUUACACAAAAAUCUUUGUGCCUAUUAAAUGCAAAGACUGUAUCGCACACACAGUUUGUAUUACGGUAUUGCAAGCAGCAGCACUUGAACAAGUUUCCUUUUGGAGACGGCCUUCUCUUUCCAUUUUCAUCAGUGCAGAAGUGGCCUCCCCUCCCCUCCCAGCAGACCAACUGCUGUUGUAGAGCCCAUUCAUACCCUGUCUCUGAAAGAGAACAAGUUGGCUUCAGGGUAAAUGGAAGAAACCAGCCUGUCAGUUGCAUUUCAUCUUUGCCAUUGCCAAAGGGGAAUUGUGUCUGGAAUGGACGGGACAAAGCUGUGCUUUGUUUCUUAAAGGGCGAAAUUGCUGGAGGUUCAGUAUAUAUGUCUAAACUGACUCACUAAGUGUCAAGAAACUCAAUGACGCCGGGAACAGAGACCAAAGCUUGCUCUCCUAGCCAGAUGCCAGCUCCCCUCCAGAAAAUGGGAAAUCAGUGCAAGAACCUGACCACCAAGUCUCUGUCUCAGUGUUUUGGUUCAUGAUGCAAGUGAUGCAGAUACUUCUGGGCUACUGAAUAUUCCAAAGUAAACCAAUUUGUAAAGCUUUCGGCUCAAUGCCCUCUUACUGUUUAAAGUGUCUGGUAUGGUGGACAGUCUCCACUGAAUCGGAGACUGAAUCUUCCAGAAACCAAAUUCUGUCAGUGCUUAUACAGUGGGGCUACUUUCAAGCAAAUCAUAGCCUGACCUGGAGGAGAGGCAAGGUCAUUUGUCAUCGUAUUAUAAAGCAGGGGUAUAUAAACUUUACAUGCAUGGGCUCUCUCAUGUUUUUACUAGAACUCUGUGAUCUACCCAUAGUGCAACUCCGGUGCAUUAGCCAUACAAGUUAAAAUUCAAGAUUUCUGAGCCCAGGAAUUGGUUUGAGCUCUGGAACUGAACGAAGCGCCAUGCCUUUCUUACCCUUAAGCGUUCUUCAUUUCAGUCAUGUAAUUCAGGCCAGGGUGGUAGGGUUAGGGGAAGUCAUUUUAUUGUUGCUCUUGUUAUACACUUGUGAGUCAUUAAGGAAUGUAUAUUUACUGCAACUCACCCAGAGAUUUACCCGAAAAUCCAGAUGUACCUACUACCCAUCCUUCUUUAGAAAGUAGCUAAAGCUACUUUAAAAAAUAAAGAUUUUGUAUGUUUCAUA
Varanus komodoensis (Komodo dragon) is the source of this 2638-nucleotide messenger RNA. RefSeq names its product syntaxin 10 (gene STX10). Gene Ontology annotation, cellular component: membrane. Gene Ontology annotation, biological process: Golgi vesicle transport. The coding region runs from base 423 to 1169 and encodes 248 amino acids. The record is from RefSeq and is a predicted model, not a curated record. The transcript has 8 exons. NCBI's taxonomy places the organism in Eukaryota, Metazoa, Chordata, Lepidosauria, Squamata, Varanidae.